GUCGGACACUUGGCAUGUGUCACUAUAUGAGAAAUGAGUGGUCAUGUAAAGAAUAUGUGUCCUCAGCUGUCCAUAUCAGCAGCAAGAACAUUGCUCUCCCUGUUACUGGUUGCUGCCAUUGAUUCAGUUAGUGCUGGAGUAGCAUGUAGGAACCAACAGUGUAGGAGUUCCCUACAAAAAAGUUCCAUGCUAACUACACUCAUACAUGAAGAAUCUGUGGACCUCUUAAAAACAUAUAAGGCCAGUCAAGGAGACAUGUCAGAGCUGUUCUGCCAGAUGUCAAUCAACAUCGUUCCUGACCCAAACAUUUCUGGCAUGGACCCCUCAGAGCGGAUGCUGAGUAUCUACUCCCACUGUAAGGCUUUCCUACCACACCUGAAGAGAGUCACUGAGCAACAGACAGACUUACAGCCACCCUCCAGCCCCCUGCUGAACAAACUCACCACUGCCCUGAACCGCACCAGUGGUCUGGCCAGCCAAAUAAACUGCAUUUACCAAACCCUCUUUCCAAACCUGCCCAUCCCACCUGAACCUGUAGACGGACCGACGUCAAUACUGCCCUCCCAAAACGUGUUCCAACAGAAGGUCUAUGGUUGUGUGGUUCUGAAGAGUUUCAAGGAGCUCCUGUCACGGAUCACACAUGAACUAAGGACCUUAAAGAAACACAUGUGCACAAGUAGGACAUUUGCAGGCACAAAUACAAUGUUUUGAGGCCAACUUUCUAUUUAUUUUAUUUAUUAUUUAUUUGUACACGUGUUCAGAAGUUACGGAAGCUUAUUGCUGCCACUGAAAGAAAACUCUCUGCACAAAUGUUUUCCGACUUUGAAUAAACUUACAUACAUAUAUUUUGUUUGUGUUGAGAAUUAAUGAACUUAUGUGUUAAAAUUGCCCUGGAGUAUUCUUGUAGAGUAGGGUCAUAAAUACUGAGAUUUUAAAAUGAAUGUCUUUUGUCAAAUCUGAGUCACUUUGAUAGUUUUGUUCAUUUAUGUUUUGUGAGCAAAUUAAAAAUAAUUAUUUUCGAACCAUGUGCUCAAGUGAAGUCUGUGACAUUAACUUUAGACUGCAAAACUUCAACACAGUGGUCCCAACAUGAGAUAUGCCAGGAAGCAAUUGAGACAUUGAGUCUGUGAUCUCAUCUCACAGUGACACAUGUCUUGAAGACAGCACAGCAUCUGAUAGGAAAGAUUUUGUGAAAGUGGCAGGCUUCUGUCUGGCCAGUCACAAGGUGUGGGUGUGUAUGGGUCAGAUUAUCUGUGUGUUCUGGGGUGAUGCGUUCACAUAGAUGUAAUGGUUCUCUGCAUCACUCCCUAUAAGGCAGACCUGUACUGGCACGAAAUACAAGAGUUUCGUGUUUUUACAUUCUAUAUCAAACUAAUUAUCAAUAGACUGUCAGUUUACCAUAUCAAGUGUCAAUUACAACCAAGUAUGUUGCGUGAGUGUUGCUUGGGUGGAUAAAGGUAGUAAGUAAACUUGUUUGCAGUUGACACAUAAUGAAUGUAACUGAUAGUUUGUAAUAGUGUGCGCCAUCUGUAGAAAAACAAUCCAAAUAAGCAACAGACAAAUGCUAUCAGAAAUAUUCUAAACUUUCCUUUGAUCACGAGCUCAUGCAAAACUGGUAAUUGAGGAGGGAUACACUCUAGGUCAUGAAUCAAGUUCCCUGUUUUAACCCAGAACUUUAUUUAAAACCAAGAGACAAGGGGGUAAGUCUGAGCAACAUCUGAAAUCCUCAAACAUUUACUGGAAUAAAAGGUCAUUGACACCGAUUCCCUUUGUCAUUGAAACAGACUAGAUAAUCAUAAGUCUUCAGGUGAAUCAAAGCACUAACUUGCUUUCUCUUUAUCAUGUUAUUUUCUAUAUCCAAGAAGAGGUGAAAGGUCAUAUACAUAUGGGAAAAAUGGGAGGAUGAUAAAAGCUGCUAUAAUCAGCUAAAAGUCUGUCUGGUCAUGAGGGACAGACAGAAAAAACUCCCUUCAGAUAAACUGAGCACAUUUUAUGAGAGUACCAGGAAGUCUUCAAGAAUGUGCUACUUUGGCAGUUAAUUAUGUAAAAUGUUUCAUGCGGACUGUUCUGCUAUGAAAACUACAAAUGAAAUCAAUUUACAGUCAACUGUGGUAAACCACCACUCAUUUACAAUAACGUACACACAACAAAAAUUAGAUCAGUAUGUAGGUCUGUGGUUUGUUUGUCAUGCUUGGGGUAAGGUAAGGUAGGUAAGGUAAGGGGAGGACACCCCUCACCACAGCAUAUACACUAUGACAGAGGGAGUAAUGCUAUAACUGAGGUCUGGGGAAGUUAAAGAGAUUCACCGGUACUUUUGCAUACUUUUUAGCCAGUAGUUCUGAAAGUAGCGCUGACGAGCCAAAGGUGGUCCCUGAAAAUUACAUAUGUGAAGGUAUGUGCCCCACAUCAGUACUCUCUCACGCUGCUGUGUGGCGAGGGUCUGAAGCCCAUUGGCUAGAACUCAAAUUGCUAGGGGGCUGGCCCACGUGAGGGAAAAUGGCACAGCACAGCUUCCAGAAAAACA
This is a messenger RNA of Coregonus clupeaformis (lake whitefish), 2524 nucleotides long. RefSeq lists its product as uncharacterized. The record is from RefSeq and is a predicted model, not a curated record. Gene Ontology annotation, biological process: ciliary neurotrophic factor-mediated signaling pathway; immune response; negative regulation of neuron apoptotic process. NCBI's taxonomy places the organism in Eukaryota, Metazoa, Chordata, Actinopteri, Salmoniformes, Salmonidae. Gene Ontology annotation, molecular function: cytokine activity; ciliary neurotrophic factor receptor binding. Gene Ontology annotation, cellular component: extracellular region. Bases 34 to 711 code for a protein of 225 amino acids. The transcript has 3 exons.